Messenger RNA from Salvia splendens (bonfire salvia), 1029 nucleotides. RefSeq names its product zinc finger protein WIP2. Gene Ontology annotation, biological process: regulation of gene expression; anatomical structure development. Gene Ontology annotation, cellular component: nucleus. The coding region runs from base 101 to 967 and encodes 288 amino acids. NCBI's taxonomy places the organism in Eukaryota, Viridiplantae, Streptophyta, Magnoliopsida, Lamiales, Lamiaceae. The record is from RefSeq and is a predicted model, not a curated record. Gene Ontology annotation, molecular function: DNA-binding transcription factor activity. The transcript has 2 exons.
GGCGGUGUUUCUUCCCUCUUUACACCUUUUCCAUAUUUUUAGACAUCCAUAUUCUAGUUCUCUCUCUCUCUUACACUAACUAUUGCAUUUUUUGCUAACUAUGACAGAUCCUUUCUUCAACUACUUCUUCAACCCCUCCAUGAACCACUUCACUCCUUACACCUUCACUUGUCAUAAUUCCUCUCUGCCGCCGACAGAGGCUCUCCCCCUCCUCAGUUUAGAGCCGUCCGAUCACCAAGAUCAAUCCUCUUCUAGUGCUUUGGAACUAGACGGCAACAACAACAACAACCAAGGGUUGAGAGUCAGUCUCAGCUUAGGGCUUCCCUUCACCGAUUCAGAUCCAACUUCCGGCCACUCCUCCACCUCCUCCGCCGCAGCCAAUGAAGAGAUAGAAGAGGUCACCGUGGCUAACACAAACCCUCUCAACAAGGGGCAGUACUGGAUCCCCACACCCUCCCAGAUUUUGAUCGGACCUACCCAGUUUUCUUGCCCUCUUUGCUUCAAGACUUUCAAUAGAUACAAUAACAUGCAGAUGCAUAUGUGGGGGCACGGUUCACAAUACCGAAGAGGAGCGGAAUCUCUAAGGGGCGCGCAACCAACGGCAAUGCUAAGGCUCCCGUGUUAUUGCUGCGCGGGUGGGUGCAGGAACAACAUAGACCAUCCGCGAGGCAAGCCUCUCAAAGAUUUCCGAACCCUCCAAACACACUACAAGAGGAAGCAUGGGAUAAAGCCCUUCGUAUGCAGGAAAUGCGCCAAGGCCUUCGCGGUCAGGGGCGACUGGAGAACGCACGAGAAGAACUGUGGCAAGCUCUGGUAUUGCACGUGCGGAUCCGAUUUCAAGCACAAGAGGUCGCUCAUGGACCACAUUAAGGCCUUCGGGAAUGGCCACGACGCUUAUGGGGUCCGUUGUUUCCAAGAGGAGGACGUUGCGUCUCAAAUCGAACAUCAUAAUGAGUCUUCUAGCUAGAGGUUACUAAAUUCAAAUGGACCUUAAUGUUAUUUUGAUAAUGUCGAAAUUGUUGGAUUGAA